Molecule: messenger RNA, 4048 nt
Organism: Hypanus sabinus (Atlantic stingray)
Lineage: Eukaryota; Metazoa; Chordata; Chondrichthyes; Myliobatiformes; Dasyatidae
Product: gastrula zinc finger protein XlCGF26.1-like
Exons: 3
Coding region: 1-1275 (424 amino acids)
Biological process (GO): regulation of transcription by RNA polymerase II
Molecular function (GO): DNA-binding transcription factor activity; RNA polymerase II cis-regulatory region sequence-specific DNA binding
Source: RefSeq, a predicted model, not a curated record
AUGAUUUCAGCUGGUGACAACCCUGUUUUCCCCUGUGGGGUGACCCUCAUGUGGAAUCAGGCUAAUGACACUGGGGAGAGGCCUUUCAACUGCUCAGACUGUGGAAAGGGAUUCACACAGUUAGCUAACCUACAAGCACACCAGUCAGUUCACACUGGGGAGAGGCCGUUCUCUUGCUUAGACUGUGGGAAGGGAUUCAAUUCAUCAUCUAAACUGAAAGUACAUCAGCUAGUUCACACUGGGGAGAGGCCAUUCACCUGCUCAGACUGUGGGAAGGGAUUCACACAGUUAGCUAACCUACAAGCACACCAGUCAGUUCACACUGGAGAGUGGCCGUUCAACUGCUUAGAAUGUGGGAAGGGGUUCAUUCGGUCAUCUCAACUGAAGGUACAUCAGCGAGUUCACACUGGGGAGAGGCCGUUCACCUGCUCAGACUGUGGGAAGGGAUUCACACAGUUAUCUGGCCUGCAAGCACACCAGUCAGUUCACACUGGCGAGAGGCCGUUCAACUGCUCAGACUGUGGUAAGGGAUUCACACAGUUAUCUAGCCUGCAAGCACACCAUUCAGUUCACACUGGCGAGAGGCCAUUCACCUGCUCAGUCUGUGGGAAGGGAUUCACUCUAUCAUCUUGCCUACUGACACACCAGUCAGUUCACACUGGAGAGUGGCCAUUCACCUGCUCAGACUGUGGGAAGGGAUUCACUCGGUCAUCUCAACUGAAGGUACAUCAGCGAGUUCACACUGGGGAGAGGCCAUUCACCUGCUUGGACUGUGGGAAGGGAUUCACUUCGUCAUCUCAACUGAAAGUCCAUCAGCGAGUUCACACUGGGGAGAGGCCGUUCACUUGCUCAGACUGUGGGAAGGGAUUCACUCAGUUAGCUACUCUACAAGCACACCAUUUAGUUCACACUGGGGAGAGGCCAUUCAACUGCUCAGACUGUGGGAAGGGAUUCACUCGGUCAUCUCAAUUGAAGGUACAUCAGCGAGUACACACUGGGGAGAGGCCAUUCACCUGCUCAGACUGUGGGAAGGGAUUCACACAGUUAGCUGGCCUACAAGCACACCAGUCAGUUCACACUGGGGAGAGGCCGUUCACCUGCAUAUUCUGUGGGAAGGGAUUCACUCAAUCAUCUCAAUUGAAGGUACAUGAGCGAAUUCACACAGGUGAGAGGCCAUUCACCUGCUCAGACUGUGGGAAGGGAUUCACUCGGUCAUCUCGCCUACUGACACACCAGUCAGUUCACACUGGAGAGAGACCGUUAACCUCCUGUUAAUGUGGGAAUGUAUUCACUCAGUCGUCUAACCUUAUGUAACUCUCACUCCGGCUAGCAGCUUAAUAUAGGGGGUGAUAGCCCCCUAGCUCAGCCAAAUGUGUGUGGAUGCUGUGCCGCGUCCCCUGUUACAAAUCAAUACCCCAAAAUAACGAACAGUACAUAAGAUGUGAUUCAUAAUUCUUACUUUGACUAAAGGGUUAGUAAAGUAAAAAAAAAGGGCCCACUCUCCCCAUUUGUAGCUUCUCAUCUCUCCACAGCAAAAGCCCAUGAAAUUCUCUCAUUCAGACUCACAAGAAAGAACAUUUCUGUCAUUGGAUAGCCCAGCACUCCAAAACCCUGUUAUCUCUAGUUGUAUCCUAAACAUUGCUGCUGCAGAGAAACCACUACCUCAGCAGUGAAACAUUACAGAGAGGUCAUUACAUUAGCAGUGAAACCUUACAGUGUGUUACACUUACAACACACUACCGGAUUCACACAGGGGAGAAAGUUUCAAUAAGCUUCAUGCUGGAUAUUUGUCCAUCACCAUUGCUGAAUGCUAUUUUGAGAGUGAUUGUAAGUGUUGAACUCUGCAAUUAUUGCUGCUGCUCACCACACCCAGUUCUGCACCCUGGUCACUGGGCAUGGGAGGAGUUUCUUCUGCUGCAUAUUCACUUUUAAUGGGACUAGAUCUGUGACAAAUGAAUCAGUUCUAUCUUAAGCACUGUCUCUGUUACUUAGUGAAUUUAUAACACACCUAGUGUACAGUAGAGAGUCAACUCAGGCCGGCUGAACCCUGCCAGUGAUUCUGUUCCACAACAGAUCUUUCAAAUCCUCCCCUGUUGUUCACCUCUCACUCUCCCUGGGAUGAGGUCCAAAUAGUCAUCACUCUGUGGGUGAAUAUGUUUCCCUUGAAUUUCUUGCAGACUGAAGAAGUCGAGCUGACUGCGCAUCUGUCUGAGAUGUUCUUUGCCCCUCUAAUCUCUGGGCUGAGGAAGAAUGACAUUGGGAGUUAACCUCCUUAAUCACGACUCAUGUCCACAUUAUGGGUCACUUUCCCCACUUCUAAAAUGUUGUUAGCGAACACCACUGUCCUCUAAAGACUGAAAGCAGAGUGGGAAGUCAUCAAUUGGAUUUUCAAUGAAGCUGGGUCAGAAACCAGAGGGAGGUCUGCACAGAGCAGAAUUUGGGGCCCUGGACGAUGUUCGGGGUAAGAACGUAUGAUGAGGAGAGGGGAUUCAGCAACAGGGCAUGUCAACGAAUGACAUUUGGAAGCAGAUUGACAGAGAAAGUAAUUAGGUUAUCUGACUGACGACACAAACACUACCUGUGGUGAGGUGUUCCACUGGUUGAGGAACAUGUGUGUUAGGAAUGGUUUUAUCUAUUGGGGGAGUUAUUCCUGCUUGUUUAUCCUGUAAUAUUAUAACCAGAUGGAUUGACCUAUCUGAAAUAAUGUAUUGAUGAUCAUAUAAUUUGCAAGAUUUUGGCUCUAAAACUGGAUCAGGCUUGAAUUUAUGGUGUUUUCAUGAGGUGAUGGAGGGCAUUCAUGAGUUUGUAUUUUAAAGCAAGAUUUUGGUGAAAGAUAUUUGCCACUUGAUUGUACCUGCGUAAGUAAUCAGAUUGAGUUAAGCUGCUGCAGGAUCCUAGAAUGUGUUGGACUGUGUCUGGUUUCUCUUGGACUUUUCUGCACUUACUGCUUUGUUUGUUUGUAUUUCAUGAAGUUUCGAUUUGUUUUACUUUUGUUACCCACCUCGUCCUGUAUUUCCGCAAGGAACUCCUCUGUUUCUGGGAAGAAGUCUCCAACUCUCAGUCAGGUGCUCGAUGCUUCCUUGUCACCAUCUCGUCUGCUCAGAUCAUUGGGAUGUCUCCCAUGGAGGGUCAUACACAUUUCACUGGUUAAUGUUUUCAUCCAGAGUGAUGAUUUAUUUUUCUGAGCCAGCUUGUCAUUUAAGUUUUAUGGUCUGUAUUUCUUAUCAUAAUUGCAUAUACACACAUGGAGUCAGUUCAGUUCCUCAGCCAUAUCCUUAUCUCCAUUUACAAUUUCUCCAACAUCAUUUUCGUUCGGUCCUAUAUCUACCUCACCUGUUUUUUUACUCCUUAUAUACUUGAAAAAGAUUUUAGUAUCCUUUUUGAUAUUAUUUGCUAUCUUUCUUUCAUAGUUCUUCUUUUCUCUAUUAAUGACCAUACUUUUCUUUCGUAAGUUUUUAAAAAAAACUUCCCAAUCCUCUGUCUUCACACUAAGUUUUGCUUCCUUGUAUGCCCUCUGCUUUGCUUUUACUUUGGCUUUGACUUCUCUUGUCAGCCACGGUUACAUACUUUAUCCAUUCGAAAACUUAGUUUUCUUUGGAAUAUAUCUGUCUUGCACUUUCCUCACUUCUCGCAUAAACUCCAGCCACUGCUGCUCUGCCGUCCUCCCUGCUAGUGUCCCUUUCCAGUCAACCUUGGCCAGUUCCUCUCUCAUGCUACUGUAAUUUCCUUUACUCCACUGAAAUACUGACACAUCUGAUUUUGGCUUCUCUUUCUCAAAUUUCACAGUGUACUCAAUCAUGUUGUCAUCACUAAGGGUUCCUUCACUUCCAUCUCUCUAAUUACCUCUGUUUCAUCACACAAUACCCAAUCCAGUACAGCCGAUCCCCUAGUGGGCUCAACAACAAGCUGUUCUAAAAAGCCAUCUCAUAGACAUUCUAGAAAUUCUCUCUCUUGAGAUCCAGUGCAGAACUGAUUUUCCCAAUCCACUCUUCCAGUAGCGAUCUGAUUUUCCCAAUGAUUUUCCUUGCUUUUGACCCCCUGUCAAAAG